Molecule: messenger RNA, 931 nt
Organism: Mastomys coucha (southern multimammate mouse)
Lineage: Eukaryota; Metazoa; Chordata; Mammalia; Rodentia; Muridae
Product: killer cell lectin-like receptor subfamily E member 1
Exons: 7
Coding region: 124-804 (226 amino acids)
Biological process (GO): stimulatory C-type lectin receptor signaling pathway; positive regulation of natural killer cell mediated cytotoxicity
Source: RefSeq, a predicted model, not a curated record
UCCUCCCUGCUCCCAGUUCUGUCUUGCACAUCCUGCUCCUGACUCUCCUGAUUAGCACAUAUUAAAGCUUUAGCAUCUGUUCCUGGAAUUUCCUCUUUGCCUCAGCUCUUUGUCUUUAUAAAGAUGAACGAAGCACCCAUGACCCAUUCUACCCUAAGUGUGAAUUCCCAGCAGAAGAGCAAGGCAAAGAACAAUAUUAAGAAUACAUUUCAUUCAAAUGAAUUGUCAUCCGUUGAGCAGAGACAAAAUUACCAAAAGUAUCUUAAGAAGGAUGAAAACACAGCAGAAGAUAUCAUUGGUGAAGGGAAUUGUUCAUCUCCAUGGAGGCUCCUCUCUAGUGUGCUGGGUGCCAUGUGUCUUCUCCUGAUGUCCGUAGCCUUGGCAAUGACCACUUUCAUCACAAACUUAUCUUCUGAAAGAUCAUCUUCUACUAUUCAGCAAGAAGGGCUCCAUCAUCCCUGUCCGGAGAACUGGGUCUGGUUCAGGUGCAGCUGUUAUUACUUUUCCAAGGAAGAGCUAAUGUGGAGCGAGAGUCAGCAUGCCUGCUUGUCUCGUAACUCCAGUCUCAUAAGGAUGAACAAAGAGGAGAUGAAUUUCUUUUCUUUGAAGUCUUUCUUUUGGGUUGGAGCUUACUAUAAUGAAACUCACAGACAGUGGCUGUGGGAAGACCAUUCAGUUCUACCCUCUGGGAUGUUUUCUGAUCUUCAAGCUAAUAUGAAAAACUUCUGUGUAUCUUACAAAUCAAAAGAAGCUUAUAUGGAAGAUAACUGUGAAUACAAACUGAAAUAUAUUUGUAAAAAGUAGCAUAUUUAAUUCUAUGAGUUCAUAAAAGAUAUGAAAAUUAAACUGCUUUUUUUCCUGGGGUGUUUAUUUUAUGAAGAAAAUGUGGCAAAUAUUUGCCUUUGCUUAAAUAAAACUAUAUUCAAAUAUA